Messenger RNA from Coregonus clupeaformis (lake whitefish), 1630 nucleotides. Its product is annotated as cAMP-dependent protein kinase type I-beta regulatory subunit-like. Lineage: Eukaryota; Metazoa; Chordata; Actinopteri; Salmoniformes; Salmonidae. The record is from RefSeq and is a predicted model, not a curated record. Bases 1 to 744 code for a protein of 247 amino acids. The transcript is spliced from 8 exons.
AUGUGUGUGUUGGACAGUGUGGAGUUGAUGACAGAGGCCCAGAUGGAUUGUGGGAGCUGGUGUGAUGAUGAUGAUGGCGAUGAAGGGUCAUCUCAGCAAGGUGAUGAAGGAGACAACUUCUAUGUGAUUGACCAAGGAGAAGUGGAUGUCUAUGUGAACGGAGAGUGGGUGACCAGUAUCGGGGAGGGGGGCAGCUUUGGGGAGCUGGCCCUGAUCUACGGGACCCCCCGAGCCGCCACCGUCAAGGCCAAGACUGACAUGAAGCUGUGGGGCAUCGACCGGGACAGCUACCGACGCAUCCUCAUGGGUAGUACACUGAGGAAGAGGAAGAUGUACGAAGAGUUCCUGAGCAAGGUCUCCAUCCUUGAGUCUCUGGACAAGUGGGAGCGUCUGACCGUAGCUGAUUCCCUGGAGCCGGUCCAGUUUGAGGACGGGGAGAAGAUUGUGGUGCAGGGAGAUCCCGGAGAGGACUUCUUCAUCAUCACAGAGGGUACAGCCUCUGUUCUCCAGCGUAGGUCUGACAAUGAGGAGUACGUCGAGGUUGGUCGUCUGGGGCCAUCAGACUACUUUGGUGAGAUCGCCCUGCUGCUGAACAGGCCGCGGGCGGCCACAGUGGUGGCCCGGGGGCCACUGAAGUGUGUGAAGCUGGACCGGCCCCGCUUCGAACGGGUCCUGGGGCCCUGCUCGGAGAUCCUCAAGAGGAACAUCCAGAGAUACAACAGCUUCAUCUCUCUCACCGUGUGAGGGGCCACCAGGGGCCUCAUGGGGGCCAAAUGGGGAGGGAAGGGGCAGAUGGGUGGGGGAGGGGGAUUCCGAUGACAGGGCGCUUGCUUCUUCCUGCCUUUUUUUCAUUUGGCUUUGUUCUUCUAAUUCUGAUCUUCUUCUUCUUGUGCACUUUGACUUGACCUGUACUGUCUCUGUAGCUUUAUUUAAAUGAACAGUGAAACAUGUGGGAUGAAUGGGGCGAGGAAGGACAGGUAGUGUGGAUGUACUUUAAAUGGGUUGUAUGUUACAGGAGUCAUAUAUGUUUACUGCAUAUGAUACAUGCUCGGAGAAUGCAAAGAAUGGAGGUAGAUUGCACUUGUAUGCAUUUUAUGAGGUAAAACUAUAACGGGUGGGGGCGGGGUAAUUUCAGGAAGGGAAGUCAUGAAUUCAGGAAGUGAGGUCAUGUUUACGUACAGCGAGGAGGAAGUUGGGUGUCUUUGCGCGCUGGUUGUAGUUUUUUGCCUUUUCACUUUAGGGUCCUGGUCGUUGGUCCGUGGUUGCCAUUUAUAUGUCAAAUCAACCCACUACCCGAUGACGCAGGCCUUUGUUACCUAAAAACUAGAGGUAGACGUAAAAACCUGGCUGUUUCAUUGAUCUCAAUGUUUUUUAACUGUGCUUGUGUUGCUGGUACGAAUGAUGAUGGGGUGUUUGUUAGAAGUGAUAUUUUGAAUAGGGGUUUUAUUAAUGGAUGCUGCGUCUGUGCCAUGUGAAGGAGUGUGGCUUUUAUUUUGAAAUUUGGGCUUUUAUUUUGUAAAAAUCCCUCUAUUCUGAUGUUUUAUCUGAAUCUGAAGUCUGUAAGUUGUUCCAAAGGCGCAAUAGUGUAUGUUAGAUUAACACACACACACACUCUCUCAAACACAUAACA